Messenger RNA from Patiria miniata (bat star), 1324 nucleotides. RefSeq names its product protein transport protein SFT2-like. Gene Ontology annotation, biological process: vesicle-mediated transport. The record is from RefSeq and is a predicted model, not a curated record. Bases 206 to 904 code for a protein of 232 amino acids. NCBI's taxonomy places the organism in Eukaryota, Metazoa, Echinodermata, Asteroidea, Valvatida, Asterinidae. Gene Ontology annotation, cellular component: membrane. The transcript has 6 exons.
UCCUCCAUGUGGAUGAGUUGGAGAUAAUGAUGUUGUUGACAUGACAAGUAUUAAUAUUUUCACUAUUUCCGCAGUUGUUCUGCAUGUUUUUAAAUAUUUAAUCGAUGAUCAAGAAUCAUAGAUUGAAAACUUUGCAUGAAGCGAUUUCAAUACAAUCAUUUCAGAAUGUAGUUUGCUUGUCUUGCUUCUUGUUUGCGCUGCAGUGAUGGCCAAUUUGAAUGCAGAUUUAAAGUCGUACCUGUCGGGCUCAAAGAACGGAUCGUCAGGGGAAACCAGCAGCUUUGCGACAUCAGGGAAACGGACGCUAGACACCGUGACAAACUGGUGGUCAGGCGCCCGGGGGAGUGGUGGUGGAAAUGGGGGCGAAGGGGAGAAGAUGUUAGGGGGUGACUUGGCCAGUAAGCCGGCCGAGGAGGAUGGAAAUGGCUGGUUCAACCAGGCGCAGAAGGAUCCUUUCUGCCCAACUCUGAGUAAACGACAGAGAAUCUUGGGUUUCAUGUCCUUUAUCGUCGCUGGAGCCAUCUGCUUUGCCCUGGCUGCCGUUUAUGCCCCAUUCAUCGUCCUGCGAGCACGGAAAUUUGCCCUCCUUUACACCCUGGGAAGCCUGUUCACAAUAAGCAGUUUCUCCCUCCUGUGGGGCCCCUGGUACCACAUCAAGCAUCUGUUCUCAAAAGACAGGCUGCCGUUCACCGCCAUCUACUUCACGUCCAUGUUCCUAACGCUUUAUUUUUCCCUGGUGAGGCAGGCAACCCUUCCAACAACUCUUUGUGCCAUUUUCCAAAUUAUUGCUCUAUUCUGGUACAUUGUGAGUUACAUUCCAGGCGGCCAGACUGGAUUGAAGUUCUUCUCCAAGCUGUGCAAGGCCGCAGCCAGCAAGACGAUAUCAAGUGCCUUGCCGGUCUAGGACAUCCUCCUCAUCAUCAUCAUCUCAAGACAACUCAGUGGACGGGUCCAGAUUAGGCCCUGCCUCUAGGACAUCCUCCUCCUCAUCAUCAUCUCAAGACAACUCAGUGGACGGGUCCAGAUUAGGCCCUGCCUCUAGGACAUCCUCCUCAUCAUCAUCAUCUCAAGACAACUCAGUGGACGGGUCCAGAUUAGGCCCUGCCUCUAGGACAUCCUCCUCCUCAUCAUCAUCUCAAGACAACUCAGUGGACGGGUCCAGAUUAGGCCCUGCCUCUAGGACAUCCUCCUCCUCAUCAUCAUCUCAAGACAACUCAGUGGACGGGUCCAGAUUAGGCCCUGCCUCUAGGACAUCCUCCUCAUCAUCAUCAUCUCAAGACAACUCAGUGGACGGGUCCAGAUUAGGCCCUGCCUCUAGGACAUC